Messenger RNA from Caenorhabditis elegans, 3411 nucleotides. RefSeq names its product Receptor-type guanylate cyclase gcy-4 (gene gcy-4). Gene Ontology annotation, cellular component: plasma membrane. The record is from RefSeq and is marked reviewed. Gene Ontology annotation, biological process: chemosensory behavior; intracellular signal transduction; response to salt. Bases 1 to 3411 code for a protein of 1136 amino acids. Gene Ontology annotation, molecular function: protein kinase activity; phosphorus-oxygen lyase activity; guanylate cyclase activity. The transcript has 15 exons. NCBI's taxonomy places the organism in Eukaryota, Metazoa, Nematoda, Chromadorea, Rhabditida, Rhabditidae.
AUGCGCCAAUUAAAUUAUUACAUUUUUAUUUCUACCAUUCUAACGUACAAUUUGACCCAUGGUCAAGGCCCAAGGCCUGUAAUUCGGGUUGGAAUAACUGCAGCUUUGAAAACUGAAAAUGGAUCAAUUGGAUGGGCAUAUACUGGUGGAGCUGUUCCAUUGGCAUUGCAAUAUUUGAAAUCGCAUGGUUAUAUGUUGAAUUUUGAUUUCGAAUUCCACGUUGAGUACACAGAAUGUGACUUGGCAAAUACUGUCAGGGCGGGACUGAACUUUAUGAAAACCAAUAACUACGAUGUGAUCAUCGGACCGCCUUGUGCUCCGGCACUAAAAAUGAUGGGAACUCUGUCGACAAUAUACAAGAAACCAGUACUCGGUUGGGGAUUUGUCAGUGAAUCGGAGAUUUCUGAUAUGAACAGAUUUCCAUUUGUUGCGUCGGUCUUGCCAAGCACCAAAACACUCGGAGUAGUUACAUCAAAACUUCUAGAGAUUUAUGGCUGGGAUCGUGUAGCUUUGUUGUAUUUUAAGAAUGAGUUGGACUACUGUAGUUCGGUCGUAAAUGAUGUGGAGAAGUCCUUGUAUAAUGAGAGCAAGUCUGUUCAAAUUGUAAUGAAGGCAGAAAUCGAUGGUUCCAACAGUGAAAGCACAAGUGCAACGCUUCAAGUAGUCAAGACUAGAGCUAGAGUAAUCCUUUUCUGCGCCCAUGCUGGAGGUGAAAAGCGAUUUUAUCUGAUUCAAGCUGGUUUACUCGGAAUGAAUUCUAGUGAGUAUGUACAUGUUAUGCUUUCAAUGAGAAGCGUCGGUUUUGGAGUUCAAACUUCUGUUGGGAAAAAGCCAUUAACCCUCUCUGGCCUACCUCCAAUAUGGGAAUCAUUCACUGUGAAUCCUGAUGGUAUGGAAGAUUUGGCAAAGAGUGUAGCUGCCAAAAUGAUUGUGAUAGAUACAAGCAGUGAAGUUCGAGACAAAACAUUUCUGCAAUAUAUGACUAAAAAUAUAGUAUAUGCUAUUCGAGAGCCCCCAUUGAGUUGUAAAGUCCCAGAAUGUUUAAUAACUAAUGCUACGGGCAUGGGAGCCUAUGCCAGACAUUUGUUUGAUGUAUUUUACAUGUAUGGAAUGGCAGUGUCAAGUUUGAAUUCAACUGAUCCGAAUGUCUACGGAAAUUUGUCACUGCUAAUUCCUAAGUUUACCACUGCUUUUGAAGGAAUGACCGGCGAAGUUAAAUUAAACGAAGAUUUGGCAAGAAAACCAUUGUACCAAGUAUAUGGGCUGAAUAGUGAAUACGAUCAAAUAUCACUGAUUGAUAUCAGUUUGAUAAAUGAUACUGUGAACGUUGUCUUCAACUAUGCAGACGGGAAUACAGAAGUUUGGCACUUUUGGGGUGGGACCCGUCCACCAGACACACCAGUUUGUGGAUUUCUUGGAAAAUCCUGCCCAUUGCCAAUUUUCGAGCAAUAUAGAGCCCUGGUUAUUGUCGCGAUUGCAGUUACCAUUCUAAUUUUAUUGGCAAUUAUCAUAUGCAUGUCAUCGAAAAUACGAAAUCGACGUGUUGAACAAAGCCGUCUUCAUUCGGAAUGGCAAAUCCACGCUAUAAAGCUUCGACUUCCAAUGCAUCGAAGAGCAUCCAAAAGCUCUCAAGAAUCGGAAACUGAAUCGGCUUCAGAAACAGAGAAUUUUACAUCAAAAAGUGGAGAUACUAUGACUAGUGAAUUCAAAGAAACCUACACAAUUCAAUAUUUGGAGAACGAUUUGGUGUUGACAACUGCUCAUCAAGUACAAGAACUCUCUCAGGCUGAAAUGAUGAAGUUUGUGAAAUUAAGGAAACUAGAUCACGAAAACUUGAAUAAAUUUAUCGGAUUAUCAAUUGAUGGCUCUCGAUUCGUGAGUGUUUGGAAAAUGUGCUCGAGAGGUUCACUUCAAGAUAUUAUUUCGAAGGGAAGCUUUUCUAUGGAUUAUUUUUUCAUGUUUUGCAUGAUCAGAGAUAUUGCAGAGGGACUCCACUAUAUUCAUAAAAGUUUUCUCCGUCAUCAUGGAAACCUGCGCUCAGCCACGUGUCUUGUAAAUGACAGUUGGCAAGUAAAGCUAGCAGAUUUUGGCCUACAAUUUCUGCAAGAUGAGGAGGAAAAACCUUUUAAGAAAAAUAUGCUCUGGGCUGCUCCAGAAGUGAUAAGAGGAAGUUUAAGCAUAGAACAAAUGGAUUCUUCUGCUGAUAUUUAUUCAUUUGCAAUUGUUGCGUCGGAGAUUUUAACCAAAAGGGAAGCAUGGGAUUUGUCUAGAAGGAAGGAGGGUUAUGAAGAAAUUAAAUAUGCUGUCAAAAAAGGAGGCCAGUUCGUUCUUCGUCCGGAUCUUCAUAUUGAUAUCGAAGUCAAUCAAACUUUAUUAGCCCUGGUAAAAGAUUGUUGGUGUGAGAAUCCAGAAGAAAGACCAUCAGCUGAAAAUGUCUGUAAAGUGUUAUUUGAUAUGACCCCAAAUACAGAAGAUAAUCUGAUGGAUCACGUAUUUUCAAUGUUAGAGGAAUAUACUUCUAGUUUAGAAGUUGAAGUUGGAGAACGAACGAAAGAAUUGACUUUGGAAAAGAAAAAGUCUGAUAUUCUUUUAGGGAGGAUGUUGCCAAAACAAGUUGCAGAGCGCCUGAAAGCAGGGCAGGCUGUAGAACCUGAAAGUUUUGAUCUAGUAACAGUAUUCUUCUCGGAUCUUGUAAAGUUCACCGAUCUUGCUUCCAAGUGUUCCCCAUUUCAAGUUGUCAAUCUACUUAACGAUGUUUUCAGUAACUUUGAUUCUAUAAUCGAGAAACAUGAUGUUUACAAAGUUGAAUCCAUUGGAGAUGGAUUUCUUUGUGUAUCCGGUUUACCAAAUCGGAAUGGAAUGGAACAUAUAAGGCAAAUAGUGGGAAUGUCAUUAUGUUUCAUGGAGUUUUGUCGAAAUUUUAGAAUCCCUCACUUGCCACGGGAACGAGUAGAAUUAAGAGUUGGCAUCAAUAGUGGUCCUUGUGUAGCUGGAGUCGUAGGUCUAUCCAUGCCACGUUAUUGCCUAUUUGGGGAUACUGUAAAUACUGCGUCGAGAAUGGAAAGUAAUGGAAAACCAUCAAUGAUUCAUAUGUCAGAAGCUGCACACAGUCUACUUGUAAACAAUUAUCCUUAUCAAUUUGAAACGAAUUCCCGAGGAGAAGUGAUAAUUAAAGGAAAAGGGGUUAUGGAAACUUAUUGGCUUUUGGGAAAAAUGAGUUUGAGCAACCAGUCAACUCCGCCCAUUACAAAAGUAAAUCACAAGCCGAGGAAGAUUGCAAGCUUUACAGAUUCUGAGCUAACCAAUUAUUCUUUUCGAUCGGUGAGCCCGUAUGUGGAAAAUUUGAGUGAUAACGACGAUGAGGAGAUUCGACGUGUUCUACGAAGAGAAAUGAUGAGAGUGGAAGUAUAA